GGCAAUACCACCAGCUGGGACCCUAAGGCUGCGGCCCUGACACUGACGCGACGACAGCAGCAGCAGCAGCAGCAGCGCUCAGCGGGCACGCGCCCUUUCCUCAACUUCUGUCGUCGCAGCCACGCUAGCUAUCCUUCCUGGCACUUCCUGGCUCCUAACUAAACACCCCAACAAAGCGCCUUUCUAUUUCUCUUCGCCAAGGCUUUAAAUCACCGACCAUGUCGUUCUACGCGCAGCAGCUCGUCACCAGCCCCAACUCGCCGCUGCACCUCAUUUGGCUGGCCUCGCACCAGCCGCCCGUGCGGGCAGGCGGCGGCGGCGGCGGCAGGGCUCUGUCGCGGGCCGACGUCGUCAAGACCAGCGUGCGGAAAAAGGUGGACGAGAUUCAGGCCCUCGUGGAGCGGAGCUCGCUGGCGCUGCGGCUGAGUGGGCAGCUGCUGCUGGGCGCAACGCACAUACACGCCAGCCAGAUGUCGUACCUGCUUCAGGACUGUGAGGGAGUGCUGUACAAGAGCAUCCAGGCCCUCAGCCCGCACGUGCUAGCGGCGGCGCUGGCGGCAGCAGCAGCGCCGGGCGAGGAUGCCCAGCCGGGCGCCGGCCGCGGUCGCCGUGGCCGGGGCGGCCGCGGUCGCGGCCGGGGACGGAGGGGCGCGGGAGGCGUGGAUCUGGAACCGGGGUAUGACGAGGCGGAUCCAGCGGACAUCACGCUGCCGUCGCCUGGAUCCGGGAAUCUGGCGGAUCUGGAUUUCAUGAUGGAUCUCGAGGACGACCUUGCGGAGCAGGAGCUGCGCGUGUUGCAGAUCGAUGGUUUGGGUACGGCGGCGGCGGCGGCGGCGGGGGUUGGCGGCGGCGGCGCAAGGGAUGGGGAGGCCGCGGCGGCGGCGGGCGGCCGGCGGAAGAAGCGGUCGCGCCUCGAGGGGCAGGCGGCGGCGGAGCAGGGACAGGGGGCGGAGGGUGCGGCGGCGGCGGCGGCCGGCGGGGACGCAGACGAGUCUCUGGCGCGGCUGCUGACUGCCGCCACUGCUGGCGCCGGCGGCGCCGCCGGUGCCGGUACGGCAGGUACGACAGCUGUACCGCCGCUGCGGCCGUACGACCCGUACGAUCCGUACAACAUGGAUGAGGAGCUGAUGCGGGUUCCGUCCGACAUCUUGUUGGACGAGCUCUUUGCGGUGGAGCCGGCGGCGGCGCCAGCGGCGGACGAGGCGGGGACCGCGGCGGCGGCGGCGGCGGCGGCGGCGGCGCUAGCGGCAGCUGAGGGAGCUGAGCAGCAGCAGGAGGGGGAGUACAGCCGCGAUCUGGUGGCGCCGGGGUUCGGCGCCUCGCCGCCGGAGGCGCUCGGGCCGCUCGCGGCUACUGCCGCUGCGGCUGCCGCUGCUGCUACUGCCGCUGCUACGGCGUCCGCGGGCCUGCUGACGCUGCCAGCCGCUAUGCUCAUCUCGCCAGGACGGCCGGCGCUGCCGCCGCCGCCACUGCCGCAACCAGGGCGGCGCGGCGCAUCCGCUACUGCUGCUACUGCCGGCAUCAGCGGCGGCCAGCAGGGAUACGCUGAGGCUGAGCCUGGCGCCGCGGAUGGGGGCCUGGCGACGCCAGCUCAUUCUUGGAGUGCGGGCGCCGUGGCGGGUGGCGGCGGCGGCGGCGGUGCCGCCAGCGGCAGUGACGUGCACGUGCGCACCGCAGGGGCAGCGGAGUCCGCACCAGGUGCACCGCCCGCGCCGCAGCGGCAGCAGCAGGUGUCGGCAGGUGCCGCGGGUGCGGCUGCGUCCGUGGGGCUGCAGCGGCGGCUGUUUGAGGAGCACAAGGGCGCGGCGACUUCAGCAGAGGGUGCAGAGGAAGCCACAGCGGGCGCGGCGGUGGCGGAGGCGGCAGAGGCGGCGGAGGCGGCAGCGGGGCUGGAAGGGCAGGAGGAGGGGGCGGAGCAGGAGCGGCCGCUCGCGCCGCCGCCCUCGCCGGCUGCAGGAGAGGAUGAAGAUCAGGAGGCUGCCGUGCGCCGUGAGCGCCGGCGGCAGGCGGUGGCAGCCAAGCGCCGCAGGGUCACCUUGGACCAGAGCCGCUACGACGCCAACAAGGCGCACACCAUCCUCUCGCGUGACGACAUCAAGCGCUUGGUGGACGACCGCUCCCCGCUAUUGCGCCGCCCGCCGCCCUCCACAGCGGCUGUAGCAGCUGCUGCCGACAGCUACAGCCUCGGUGGCAGUAGCGGGGUCGGCGGCGACGUGGGGGCUGCUGCGCGCAGCAGCCGCGACAGCAUCAUUUACCGCAGAGCUGCACGGCGGCUGCUGGCGGCGGUGGGCGGCAGCGCUGCCGCGGCUUCCUUCCUGUCGGGGGCCGGGGCCGUGCUGGCGGGUCUGCUUCACGGGGCGGCGGUGUCAGGCACGGGUGACUAUGUGGGGGUGCCGAGCGUUCUGGCGGCGGCGGCAGCGGCAGGCGCUUAUGACAGCCACCCACACGGGCACGAGCGCGAGCAACACGAGCACCCGUCGCGGCAGCAUCGGCGUCACAUUGGGUCGCCCAGCGGUGGCGUGGAGGCCGUGUGGGAGGUCCUGGCGACUGCCCCGGCCUUCGUGUUCGGCCUGCCGCCGGACUCGCCGCUGCGCCGGCUGUUCCAGCGCGCGGCAGCGGGCAGCCACACGGGCGGUGGCGGCGGUGGCGGCGGUGGAGCACUCGGGGGCGCCGCGGAGGAGCAGGAGGAGGAGGAGGCGGGACGCGACCGCCGGCGGCGGCAGAAGGCGUCGUCGCGCCAGAUGCAGUGGCAGGAAGUGCCCAGGGCUGGCGGGGGCACUGCUGCGGCGGAGCCGGCGGCAGCUGCAAUUGGUGAGGAGGGAGCCAAGGCCGCCGCCGCCAACUCCGCAGCAGGUGCCGCCGCCGCCACUCAGUCGCGCGACACGGCCGCCACCCGCGCCGCCGGCGCCGUCGGCGCCGCCGGCGCUGUCAUGCCCGCUGGCGGCGGCGGCCCUGCUGGCAGCAGCAGCCUGCUUGCGCAGCUGGCGCCUGCGGGCCCCGUGGAAGCGGCGACUGGCGACGCAAUGGAUCUGGAAAUUCGUGAUUCUGACACCGGUGACGUCGCCGGCCCGAUGCCCGCCGCGGAGCGGCAGCGGCAGCAGCGCAGUGGCGGCACCAGCGGCACGGGCGCCAGCGGGGGCGCCGCCGGCGCGGGCUACAGGAGUGGGCUCGGUGGCAACGCUUCCACAGCGGGCGCGGGAGGACAGGCGGCAGCGGCAGCGGCGGAGGCCGAGGCCGAGGCCGAGGCUGAGGCUGAGGCUGAGGAGCUUGACAGGUUUGAGCUGUGCACCACGACAAGCGAGACCACAACGGCUGGCGGGGCGACGGGCGUGGCGGCUGGAGCAGACGAGGAGGGCGGCGUGGAGCAGCGGGCGCCCGGCGGCACGGGUGGCGGGGCCGGCUCUGUCGCCCGCGGCGCCGCGGGCAUGGGCCACGCGGGGUUCGGGGAGGCGGCGGAUGGCGGCGUGGAUGGCAGCUUCGGAGGCGGUGGAGGCGGCGGCGCCGGCGGCCUGGCGGCGGGGGCCUGGCGGGCUAGGCAUCUGCUGCAAGAGCUGAGGGCCGCGUUCAGCAGGGGUAACGCUGCCGGUGACGCGGCGGCUGCGGAUGUGGAGGCACCUGGAAUGGAGGCCGCUGCUGCUGCUGCUGAUAUGGAGGGUGGCGCUGAGACGACGACCGCAGGUGCCGAGGCGCCGCCGCCACCGAAGCGGCAGUUAGCGCAGCAGGUGUCGGUGGCGGCGAUGUUGGGUGGGGAGCGGCGGCGGCUGGCGGCGUCUCGGCUGUUCUCAGAGCUGCUGGUGCUGCACACGCGCGGCCUCGUGAGAAUCGUGUCGUGCGAUGAGAUGGAGCCAGCACCAAAGCGGAGUGCAGUGGCGGCCGGUGGCGGCGGCAGCGGCGGCGGCGGCGGCGUUGCGGAGGCGGAAGGCGGUGAUGCAGCAGGCGGCAGUAGUGUGCCGCCACUGGUGGUGCGGCCCACGACGAAGCUGUUUGCACCGGCGGUGUAGUUGGUUGGAUGCGAUGGGGCAUGGCAAGCAAGGGGCAGGUUGCCGUAGUCGCGGGGCUGCUUUAACUGUAGGUGGAUGCUGCUCCCGAUUGACACAUGCAAACCUCUGACGGUUGUGUGUUGAAUUCCCAGGGACUUUGCCAUCACACAUACGGUACACGCAUUAAGAAUGCAAUAGGGGAGUCGCGAGGGGCUGCAGAACUGCAGAUGCCAGUGAGAGCGAUAGAUGGCCUGGGUGGCCUGUCGCUGACAGUCCAGGGGCUCUGUCAGUCCGCUGGUGGGGACCUACUGACCUAGUAUAA
Molecule: messenger RNA, 4302 nt
Organism: Chlamydomonas reinhardtii
Lineage: Eukaryota; Viridiplantae; Chlorophyta; Chlorophyceae; Chlamydomonadales; Chlamydomonadaceae
Exons: 3
Coding region: 219-4001 (1260 amino acids)
Biological process (GO): replication-born double-strand break repair via sister chromatid exchange; synaptonemal complex assembly; mitotic sister chromatid cohesion
Cellular component (GO): cohesin complex; synaptonemal complex
Molecular function (GO): protein binding; chromatin binding
Source: RefSeq, a predicted model, not a curated record